AUGUAUUCUUCCAGAUUGUCAGCGAACCUUUUUGAAAUAAUUCCUUUAAAAGGUGAUACUCUUCUUGAAUAUGUUCUUUUAUUCACAGGCGUAUUUAAUUCUUCCUUCUUAAAAUCAUCAAUAGGUCUUAUUGGUUUACUACUCUCAAGAUAUGGAACUAAAUCAGGUACAGCAUUAUCUUGAAUUAUUACUUUGUGAGGACGGUUUUCUAUCUUUUGUUUUAAUUGGCGUCUUUGAUUAUACAGUAAAUUAUAUUUUUUAGCACGCGUUUCUUCAUUUAUCUUUGGAUCUUCGAGAGUAUCCUUUAUCAUAGCGUCAGUUUGUGCUUUCUCAGUGUGCAUAAAAUCAGAUUUACCUUUUAUCAUGUUAAGUAGUGUAAGAUAUUCAAUCUCAGGUAUCAUUAUCAUUUUCUUUGUGUGCUUCAUUC
Meloidogyne enterolobii is the source of this 427-nucleotide messenger RNA. NCBI's taxonomy places the organism in Eukaryota, Metazoa, Nematoda, Chromadorea, Rhabditida, Meloidogynidae. The record is from the annotation of a GenBank genome assembly.